AUGCGACUGCUGUCAGUUUGCACGGAUAUCCCCACGUCGCUGCUGGCCCCGCUCCUCCUCGCGCCGCCCGCCUCUCUUCCCAGCGGCCGCCGCAUGGCCCGCACCCGCGCCUCCUUUGUGGAUGUGGCGCCAGCGUCCGCGCUGCCCACGUCAUCAGUAGACCCGCGGCUGCAGUCGCUGCUGCUCAAGGUCCUCACCGUCGAGGCAGUCAACGACCCGCCCGACGACGGCGACGUCGCGAGCCUGUGCAGCGAUCUGAGGCUCGCCGGCUUCGAGCCACUGGGCAAAGGUGACGCCGCACUCGCCAGUUCCCUGCGACCGACGGCGUUCGAGCGGCUCGCCGUCCGCCCUCGCCUCGCCAACCUCGACGCGUCGCUCGCGCGCGAGGUUCAUGGCAGCGACGCCGAUGAACUUCUCUACGACGGCCGCGUCGUGCUCUGGCGCCGGCGAUACGGCUCCGAGAGUCGCGAGGGCCGCCUAGUGCUGGACAAGCUCGACUACCUGCAGCAGGCGCUCGUCCAGCGGGCGCUGGUCGCUCCGGCGACGCUGCUGCUUCAGCGAGCAAGGGAGACGGCGAUCGCAGCUUCGGCCAAAGCCGCAGCCCGCUUCGGCGGGGAAGAGCCGAAAGAGGAGCCGUCGGGACUCCUCGGCGCCCUCCUCGGCCGCUCCAACCUGUCCGAGCCAACCUAUGCCGAGCUGGUCGUCCUGUGGCGCCGCCCGGCCUCGCCGCUCGCCGCUACCGCCCGCUCGAGCCUCGUGCGGGGGCUCCCUGCCGUCCUGUCCGCAACCGCCGGCGCGCUGCGCCCCGACGACGAAGGCAGCCUCUCCCUCGGCAGCCUCGGCAGCCUUUCGCGGGCGGACCUGACCCGCCUCCGCGAAGACGCCAACGAGGCCCUCGCCGCCGCUCGCUCGCGGCCGCCUCCUCCGCCGCCGCUCGAGAUGCGCUUCUUCGUCGACAUACCGAUCGCAAACUUCGCGCUCGUGCUGCCAGACAGCCGCCCCGCCUUCCAGCUCUCCGACUGGCUCCGGCUCGACCUCAUCUCGACGCCCGCCCUCGUCGCCACCCUCGCCUCGCUCCGCUACGACGACAGCCGCCUCGACCUCGCCUCUGCGAUCGCCGUCGGCGCGUGGGCCCUCCGCACCGUCUUCUCGUUCCGGUCCGCGUACGGGCGGUACGAGCUGCUGCUGCAGCGCACCAUCAGCGACAAGCUGAGCAUUCGCGACGCGGCAGAGGUCGACUUUGCGCCGGCGCUCGCGACGCUGCGCCGGCUCGGUCUGGCGCCGUCGGAGGCAGACGCAGCCGAGGCGGCGAAGAAGGCCGAGGAGGCGAGGCUUCUCCGGCUUCUCGCGACGCUCACCGAGGAGCGGAUCCGGUUCGGCAUCACGCCGGAGACGUCGGCGAGGCGCGCGUCGGUGGCGACUGCGAGGGCCAAGGCAGUGGCAGCCAGGAUGGCGGCGGAGGCGGCCCAGCGCUCAUAG
Molecule: messenger RNA, 1479 nt
Organism: Emiliania huxleyi CCMP1516
Lineage: Eukaryota; Haptophyta; Isochrysidales; Noelaerhabdaceae
Exons: 5
Coding region: 1-1479 (492 amino acids)
Source: RefSeq, a predicted model, not a curated record